Messenger RNA from Gordionus sp. m RMFG-2023, 2165 nucleotides. RefSeq names its product ral guanine nucleotide dissociation stimulator-like 1. NCBI's taxonomy places the organism in Eukaryota, Metazoa, Nematomorpha, Gordioida, Chordodea, Parachordodidae. The transcript is spliced from 6 exons. Gene Ontology annotation, biological process: Ras protein signal transduction; positive regulation of GTPase activity. Bases 418 to 2118 code for a protein of 566 amino acids. Gene Ontology annotation, molecular function: guanyl-nucleotide exchange factor activity. Gene Ontology annotation, cellular component: plasma membrane. The record is from RefSeq and is a predicted model, not a curated record.
AAAUAUGGAUGCAUUUUAUUAUAACUUAAAAAGUCAUAAGGAAUAGUAAAUUCAUUAAGAAUUGAUGUUACAUUAUGAACGAUUUCGUUUCUUGUAUUUGGUCGGGGAUUCAUUGACCUAUAUUUGUUUUAUAAUACGCCAAAGAAAAUCUCUAUUGGAUUAAGUUGAGGCGAAUAGGGGAGCAAAAUUCUACUCGCACUUUAAAACUAUCAAUGAGGUGACUUUUAUGGAUGGAUGCAUUGUCUAUAACAAUAACUGCAUCCCUUGUAGACUAUUAUAAGCUCCCUCGAUGAUGCGAUAAAGUAUGACACCUUCGAUUCCCAUAGUACAUAAUAUACUUAAAUUUUUACCAUUAGAUGGUGGGACUUUAACAGUUGGCAUAACAUUGUAUGGUGCCCAGGCGUAAACAGAGAAAAAAUGGUGUUAUUCGAGGAAAUUUCACGUUUGUGCUCCGAGGAAAACAAUCAAUUCAAUCAAAGAAAGUUACUAGAAAAAGAAGGCACGGCAAAAAUUGUCGAAACAUCUAACUUAAUGAAAAAAGACAAGGUUACGCGGCGGUAUAAAUAUUGUAGGUCACACACUGAUAUAAAUAUAAUUCACGGGACUGUCCCAUAUUUAGGAACUUUUUUAACGGAUUUGACUAUGCUACACACAUUAUUACCUGAUUUUAUUUCUAAAAAGGAUUUUGAGAUAAACGCAAAUGGAAAAAUUGAGAAUACAACUAAAAAUAUAAGACAUGACAAAAUCCCUAAUAUCUCCGACGAACUUAACACUCAUACACAUUUAAUUAAUUUUGAUAAAAAGCGCAAAGAAUUUGAUAUACUGAUCCAAAUGAAAAUUUUUCAAGCAUCGGCUUCUAACUAUAAUAUACAUCCUGAUCAUAAGUUUUGGAAAUGGUUUGAAAAAUGUAUACAUUUUGAUUAUUUUAAAAAGUUUUAUCGAAAUAUAAAUGAUGAUAAGAUAAAUUACAAGGAUUAUAUAUUAGAUAGGCAUUCGAUGCUACAAUCAUUCGAAAAAACGGCUAACCUAGAAUCUCUAAAAAAAUUUAAACAUAGUAGUCAGGCUGCGUUUGAUGGUUCAAUCUGCGUUAAAAGUGACAAAAACUUAUAUCUUCACCAACAAAAUAUCAAUAUUUCGAAUUGCACCAAUAAGUGUAAAGAUAUUAAAUCAGAAAAAUCUAUAAAAAAUUGUAUUGCUUCAGAUGACAUUAAAAUAACGAAUCUUAAUAAAAGAUCCACAAAUCUGGUUUUUGACGAUUUUAGUUACAUUUCAAAGGCAGUCGAGGAUAUAUAUUCUAAAGGCAUUCACAAAAAUGACAAUGAAAAUGAUGAUGUCGAAGCCGCCGCUCCUAUUUAUGUGUGCAGCUCAUUAAAUUCGAAUUCAACAAAUUCCAAAAAUAAUGGCGCCACUAUUGAUACCGUCCAUGAUUCCGGAGUAGAAUCAUUGAGUCAUUUUAACGAAUCCGAUUACCAUCAUGAUCCAUCCAUUAAUAAUCACUUCCUAACUGAUUGCCACCAGAGCUUAGUGCCAAAAACUAGAUAUACAGAUCGCGAUUCACCUGAACUUAUCAACCCCAAAGCUGAUGAUAGUUGUAUUAUCAAAAUUUACUUGGAUAAAUCUUUUGGCAAUAAAUAUAAAUCGAAUUUAUAUAAAAGUCUAUGGAUAAAUAAUUCAGAUAAAACUACCGAUGUUAUUAUAAAAGCCUUGUUGAAAUAUGAUCUCAAUGAGGAUGUCAAUAAUUUUGAAUUAUGCCAAACUGAUAUUCUCAAAUCUCAAAAAUUAUCCUCUACUGGACCAUAUAAAAAAAUGAUUCCGAAUGAAUUCACACUUCCUAAGGAUGCUAACGUUUACUAUGGCAUGCAUGAGACAAAGGAAAUAAUUUUCAAAAUUGUCAGAAAAAGUCAGGCCCAAAAAGAUGUCAAAUUAAAAAAAUUUGGCUUAAUAAAUUAUAUUACAACAAGCAACGCGAGAAAAUAUAAAGAUCCUAGUAAAUGCCAAAAUAAGAUAAAAUUGCUUAAUGAAUCCAGAAGCAUAAAUUUUAUCAAAACGCAAUCGGAGCUAAAUAGUGAAAGACAAAGAAGAUGGCUAAACGCUAAUGUUUUGGAUAUUUUAAAUUAAGUAGUUUUUCUGAAACAUAUAAUUAACAUAUGAAUUGUGCAAUAAUA